UGCGCGCGUUCUCAAGCUAUUUUCUAUUCGCCAGACCAAAGAUUAAAGGAGUUUCCCCGAGAAAAAUGCUGAAAAUCGUUGUAACUUUGGCUUUAGUUCUGGCCACAGUCAGUGCCACCAAUGUCCAGCAGUGCAAAAACAAGCCGUUUCCACUGGAUGUGAAUAUUCAGGAUUGCGAAGAACCACCUUGUGUUGUAUAUAAAGGAUUAUAUGCCGUGAUGGAGGUGCACUUCCUGGGCAAUAAUAAUAAUAUCAAGAGCAUCACGGCCAGCACAACGGCAAAAGUAUUGGGCAUGAAUCUGCCAUAUGCUCUGCCAGAAGAGGUUUCCGAUGUGUGCAGAAAUCUUUUAUAUGGCGCCAUCUGUCCCAUCGAUAAGGACGAGGAUGUCACCUACAGUUUCAACUUCUACGUGGAGCCUUCGUUCCCGGAAAUCACUGCGGAUGUCACUGUCACACUGAACGAUGCCCAGAACGAACCGAUCACAUGUUUUGUGGUGAGCUGCAAGAUCCGGAAGGGACCCACUGCACUGCGGGACGAAUACCUAUUGGACUGGACGAACCCCAAUUCCCUAUAAUCCGACGAUGUACUCAACUCCACCGAUUUGGUCCGACUGAAUGUUCCCACUUAUUUGCAAAUCAAUAAACUCAAAACUCUUGCAACGAUAACCGUAUUUGUUUACCUUGACGACGUCACGGAUUCCAAUGUACCCGUACAAUCAGUCGUCGGGUUAACAAAUAUCUAGGCCCGCUGAUAAGAUAUCCACCCAAACUAA
Molecule: messenger RNA, 773 nt
Organism: Drosophila subpulchrella
Lineage: Eukaryota; Metazoa; Arthropoda; Insecta; Diptera; Drosophilidae
Gene: Npc2e
Product: mite group 2 allergen Gly d 2.02
Exons: 3
Coding region: 66-575 (169 amino acids)
Biological process (GO): sterol transport
Molecular function (GO): sterol binding
Source: RefSeq, a predicted model, not a curated record